AUGUCUUCCAUCGUCAACAAGGUCAAGGAGGUCCUGCACUCCGACAAGGACAAGGACGCCAAGUACGAUAACACCAACACCCACAACUCUCGCUUGGACGACACCCGCACAUCUGGUCUGAACUCGGGAACCACCGGUGCCGCCGGCACUACUGGCGUCGCUGGAACUACUGGUGUCGCUGGCACCCACAGCCAUGCUACUGGCCCUGCCUCCAACACUGCUGGUCCUCACUCAUCUAAUGUCGCCAACAAGGCCGACCCCCGCGUCGACUCUGACCUAGACAGCCGCAACCGCGUUGGUGGUGCCGGUACCACUCACAGCCACGGUACUGGCCUUGGUUCCAACACCACCACCGCCAGCCCUCACUCUUCCAACAUUGCCAACAAGGCUGAUCCCCGUGUCGACUCUGAUCUCGACGGCCGCAACCGUCUUGGCGGUGCCGGUGCUGGCGGUAUUGGUGCCGGUGGUGUCGGUUCCGGUGUUGGUUCUGGUGUUGGCAGCGUCGGUGGUGCAGGUGGUGCUACUUCGAGCUACGCUACCGGCCCUGCUUCCAACACUGCCGGUCCUCACUCCUCCAACAUUGCCAACAAGGCUGACCCUCGUGUCGAUUCGGACCUUGACAGCACCCGUCACCAUGCCGGCGGCGCUGGCGGUAUCGUUGGCGGUACUGGUGCCACCCACGGCCAAACUCACGGUUCUACUAACGCCGGCCCUCACUCCUCCAACAUUGCCAACAAGGUUGAUCCCCGUGUCGACUCCGACCUGGACAACCGUAACCGCGUCGGUGGUGCUGGUGCCUUCGGCAGCGGCCCCGGCCCGGCCUCUAACACUGCUGGCCCUCACUCCUCCAACCUUGCCAACAAGGCCGACCCUCGUGUCGACUCUGACCUAGAUGGUCGCUCUGGCUACAACACCCGCAGCUCUGCUGCUGCCGCCGGUACCACUGGUAUCCACGGCGUUCACGGACAACAGUACAACACCACUGGUGGUAGCAACACCCUUGGCAGCACUGGCACCGACCCUCUACACACGCAUAGCGCCACUGGCACUCAUAACUCUCACGGCAUCUCUGGCUCCCACGGCACCACUGGUGUUACCGGAACUCACGGUGUCGCUGGCCACACUGGCCCUCACGGCGCAGUCGGCGGUGCUGGUGCCUACGGCACCCCCGGCCCUGCUCCCAACACGGCCGGGCCUCACAAGUCCGAUGCAUUGAACAAGCUUGACCCACGCGUCGACAGCGACCUCGACGGCAGCAAGACUGUCGGCGGCAACAACACCUGCCUCACGGAGGAUGGAAAACAGCCCUGGUUUGCGCCCUUGUUCGGAAGCAACGCUGAAGCUGAUCAUGGCAGAUGUACCAAGGAGGUCUCGCGAUGUUCUUUGAGUGGCUGGCUUUGUGAAGCAGAUUUUUCCAAGCACACGAUGGACGACAUUCAUGUUUCAAAGCGGUCGAUCUUAAACACCUUGGGACGCAAACAUGCAAAUAUAUGGGAGGACGAGACAGAGGCCGUCUCCUAUACCUCGCAUGCGCCUGGACAUCCCUGCAGUCUAUAUAGCAUCUCGGUGACUGCCGAAAAGUCUGCGCAGGGUGAUCCGCAGAUCAAGAUUGACAGGGCAGCCUGA
Beauveria bassiana ARSEF 2860 is the source of this 1626-nucleotide messenger RNA. RefSeq names its product cell surface protein, putative. The transcript is spliced from 7 exons. NCBI's taxonomy places the organism in Eukaryota, Fungi, Ascomycota, Sordariomycetes, Hypocreales, Cordycipitaceae. Bases 1 to 1626 code for a protein of 541 amino acids. The record is from RefSeq and is a predicted model, not a curated record.